AUGGCUAGAAGGAACCAAUCUCACAUCUCAGAGUUCCUCCUCCUGGGCCUGCCCAUCCCACCACAGCACCAGCACCUGUUCUAUGCCCUGUUCCUGGCCAUGUACCUCACCACCGUCCUGGGGAACCUUCUCAUCAUUGUCCUUAUUCGACUGGACUCCCAACUCCACACAGCCAUGUAUUUGUUUCUCAGCAACUUGUCCUUUGCUGACCUCUGCUUUUCCUCUGUCACGGUGCCCAAAUUGCUGCAGAACAUGCAGAAUGAGGUGCCAUCCAUCCCCUAUGCAGAAUGCCUGACACAAAUAUACUUUUUUCUGUUUUUUGGAGACCUUGGGAACUUCCUUCUUGUGGCCAUGGCCUAUGACCGCUACGUGGCUAUCUGCUUACCCCUGCACUACACCAGCAUCAUGAACCCCAAACUCUGUGUGGGACUAGUGGUGCUGUCCUGGGUUCUGACCACAGUCCAUGCCAUGUUGCACACUCUGCUCAUGGCCAAAUUGUCCUUCUGUGCAAACAAUGUGAUUCCUCACUUUUUCUGUGAUAUGUCUACUCUACUGAAGCUGGCUUGCUCUAACACUCAUGAUAAUAACUUGGCAAUAAUCAUCUUAGGAGGCCCCAUAGUUGUCCUCCCAUUCCUUCUUAUCGUUAUUUCCUAUACACGAAUCUUUGCCUCCAUCUUCAAGGUCCCUUCUGUUCGAGGUAUCCGUAAAGCCUUCUCCACAUGUGGUUCCCACCUGUUUGUGGUGUCACUGUUCUAUGGGACAGUAAUUGGUCUCUACUUAUGUCCAUCAGCUAAUAAUUCUACUGUGAAAGAGACUGUCAUGGCUUUGAUGUACACAGUGGUGACUCCCAUGCUGAACCCCUUCAUCUACAGCCUGAGGAACAGAGACAUGAAGGGAGCCCUAGAAAGAGUCAUUUACAGAAAGCAAAUUCCCUCCUUCUUAUGA
Molecule: messenger RNA, 945 nt
Organism: Nannospalax galili (Upper Galilee mountains blind mole rat)
Lineage: Eukaryota; Metazoa; Chordata; Mammalia; Rodentia; Spalacidae
Product: olfactory receptor-like protein I9
Exons: 1
Coding region: 1-945 (314 amino acids)
Biological process (GO): G protein-coupled receptor signaling pathway
Cellular component (GO): membrane
Molecular function (GO): olfactory receptor activity; G protein-coupled receptor activity
Source: RefSeq, a predicted model, not a curated record